Acanthaster planci (crown-of-thorns starfish) is the source of this 7293-nucleotide messenger RNA. It is a transcript of the gene cachd1, whose product is annotated as cache domain containing 1. Lineage: Eukaryota; Metazoa; Echinodermata; Asteroidea; Valvatida; Acanthasteridae. Gene Ontology annotation, molecular function: voltage-gated calcium channel activity. Gene Ontology annotation, cellular component: voltage-gated calcium channel complex. The record is from RefSeq and is a predicted model, not a curated record.
GAUCGCCGUUGCAGGUUUACUCGAUCGAGGAUGGGACGUUGGAACAUGCGGUGAAGUGAUUGCCUAAAUUCUGCGCCGUAAAAAAACGCAACUUAAUAUGUUAACAGGUAGAGUGAAUAUGUAAGUCUCAGUAUUGAUCAUGUGAGGUUUUAUGCGAAAGAUAUUUGCUCGCAGAGAGUUGGAAUCGACCUGUCUAGAUCGCAGGCCAUUAGCGGAACAAACGUAAGCAGCGAAAAUGGCUACCUCGCCGUGCGGUAAGGCGAGAGUCAUUGUCCUUGCGUUGGGAUUGGUAAUGUUUACGCACGGUGUUUCCUCAGCGUUGGAGCCCCAUCAAAAUGCUUACAAGGCAGCAGAUUCCAAAUCAACCCGGCAGAGAGGUGGUGAUAAGGGACUGUCAAAGGCACAGAUAAACUUCAACAAUCCGGACUUACUCCAUGAGUUGGCCUCCUCGUUGUAUCAGCCCGGCGAGGCAGCGGGAUCGAGCAAACGGAAUCGUGGGGCGGGCACGGAGGCCGACUUGGACCGCACGUUGGUGAGGCAAGCAAACGUCCUCUCGGGCCGAGUCAGAUAUAUCGUCAAUGCAGAACUUGGCCUGAAUGCAUUACAGAAAGCCUAUGAUUCUUUGUCUUAUCAGGAUCAGCAACCAGAUGCACAGCAAGGGCUAGACAAGUUGACAUCCAACAUCAGGGUCAAACUGAAGAAGUUCCUGUCGCUGUUGAACUUUGACCGGGUGGUGGUUGAGAACCUUUACCGGGCCCACCGCUCGGACCCAAUCACGGCCGGCCACAGUUGCUGCCAACUCCCUCCCAAGUACUUCAAAUAUGACUCUGUCUUCCAAACCAACAUCUCCAAGGAGGCUGCAUGCGAGCGAGUUUCUCCUGGUACACCCAGCCAUGCCUUCAACCCCGUCAGGAACAUCUCACAAGUAUUCAAGAGACAUCAGAUGGCCAACCCUACCCUCAAGUGGCAGUAUUUCAACUCAGAAGAUGGUGUACACGUGGUCUUCCCUUCCACCUCCUACACAGCCAACCAUGCCCACGCUAGACGGUGCAAAGACAGUAUGGACAUGAGGAAUGAGCCCAUCUAUUCGUCCACCGUCAGACCUCAGGCGAAAAGCGUCGUUAUACUGAUUGACAGAGGUUUCUCUGUCAGUGAGGCAUCCUUGCAGAUUGCUAGGGAAUCCGCGGAGGUAGCCCUGGCAUCGUUGUCCGAGAAGGAUCAGGUGGGAGUACUGAGUGUGGGAUCUACUGUGCAGACGUGCCAACAGGAUGGUUGCUAUGACAACCACCUAGCAACCGCUACCAUGGAUACCAAAGAGCAGCUGGUCCAGUUUAUCAGAACCAUCAAGCGGGACACUGGUGUAACCAAUCAUACACAGGGUUUGCAAAAGGCUUUCAACUUAUUCCAAAGGUCUACCAUGCCACAGCAUCCCAACAAUAGUGUCACUGACUCUGUCAUUGUGUACUUCAGUGCUGGGCAUGUGUCUGACACUGAGGGCGCUACACAAGUCAUCAACAUGGUGAUCAACGAGAACCAACGAUUCAACAACAGGGCUAUUGUAAUGACAUAUGCCCUAGUCCAAGAAGGUGUAACUGGUCUAGAGGAGUUGGCCUUCCUGCGAGACCUGGCAGAGCUAGACAAUGGAACCAGCUACCAGGAAAUACCUAGACAGAAUCUACCACCUAAACAGAAAGGAGUGAUGACAGUGCUAAACCAGAUGAGCAACUUGCCGUCGGCAGUUGGGAGAUUUUACACCAUUUUGCCUCUGGACACAGCCUCCAAGCCCGUCUUCUCUUUACCUCACUUUGACCUAACUGGAGGAGGUCUCAUCAUGAGUAUCACCCAGGCAUGCUAUGUCAGCAGCCGGCUGGUAGGCAUUGUGGGUCUAGAUGUCAACAUGGUGGAUCUGCUGGAGGAUAUAACAUACUUCAAGGAAGGGGAUCGCUCCUAUGCCUUCAUCAUCGACAGGAAAGGCUUGACUAUCAUGCAUCCAUCCUUGGCAAGGCCCAUAGUGGCCUCGCAGCCACCCCUCUAUGCCGACAUCAGUCACUUUGAACAAUCAGUAGACUUUGACAAGGUCCGCCAAUGCAUGCUCAGGGGCGAAAGUGGCACCAUGCAGUUGCAGAGGUUUGCCAAUGAAAGCACGUUAGUCAACUACACAUGGAGAGCGGUGGACAACGCCCCCUUGACAGUGUGUGUGGUAAUAGAGCAGCAGGAUUUUAACCUCAGACACUUGAAGAAAAUGCACGUACCAGCAGGCCAGACCCUCCUUUAUCACCGACUAGAUCUCCUGCCCUCAGAAAGCAGCUGCAUGCACCUAAAACAGCUGGCAACAACAGAUGCCAGCACCCUCAUGCUUUCUCCUAGCAGCUUCUCCUCCCCAUUUGAACAUCUCAGCCAGCAUGAGACCAAGCUGGUGGUGCAGGCCUACAUGGCGUACCUGAGCGACAACACCAAUCUCAUCGCUAACCCUGGCUUCAAGGAAAUGAUCAAAGAUGAUGUGUCUGCCACCAGUGGCUUGGAGAAGGUCUGGUUAACUCAGUUUGAGAAGAGUAACCUCAACGAUUACAUUGUCAGGAGGUACCUAGCUACAACCAGCGGCAUUCUGAGGAUGUAUCCAGGCUCGCGGGUGGACAAGAGCUUUGACCCCUCCAAGAGACCUUGGUAUAAACGUGCCAUAGCUCAUCCUGGCCGUGUGACGCUGUCCUCUCCUUAUUUGGAUAUGGGUGGGGCCGGUUACAUCAUCACACUCAGCCAUGUUGUCUUUCAGGGAAGGAGUGAUGGCACGCACGAGGAGACGGACCAUGUGGUAGGCAUCAUGGGCAUUGAUUUUACCAUCCGCUACUUCUACAAAGUCCUCCUGGAAAUCAUGCCCAUCUGCAAGGAGGAGAACGUUCGCUGUUUUGUCAUGGAUGACAGGGGAUAUCUCAUAGCCCACCCGAGGCUGGUGGAACCGGCUAGCAGGGGACCAGUCGAGCAACAGCACAUAACUCACCAAGAAAUCUUGGUGUCCAAUGACAUCCUGUACCACUCCCAUUUGGUGAAGAAACUGCGUUGUAACAACUACGAGGAUCGCACCAUCCAACGCUACUACUCCUUCAACACCAGCCUGGUCGGUGUCCUGUCCAACCUGUACCACGGCGAGUACUGCAGCAAGUACCGCAUUGUGCCGGUGCCGGGCACCAACGCCUUUGUGGGCGUGGUCAACGAUACCUGCAGCGAGGUGACCACGUUCUGUCCUUGCAGCAUGUAUGACCGUCUAUGCCUGAAUUGCAACCGGAUGGAGCAAACGGAAUGCGAAUGCCCCUGUGAAUGUGAGCUAGAGUUGGACCACUGCCAUGGCACACUGCAACAAGGGGAGGAUAGGAAUCCCAGUUGCUCUGAUAAGGAGGAGAAUGCUAGCCUUCCUGUGACAGACGACAGCAUCACCAAGGAUCUACCACAGUGCUUGAAGUACAACUGCAAGAAAAGGAAGACAUUCAAGGAUUGUUUUGGUGUGGUCGACUGCGAGUGGUGUGUGGCUGCUUCCACCUCUCAGAAUAAACUCAGGAAGCUGGCCGCGCCUUACUGUGCCACUCAGCGAGAGUGCUUCGGGGGAAUAGUCGGGGCCAAGUCGCCGUACGACGAUGAGAUAGCCAUCGACAGCCAAACCACUCCCUUCGAGGCCCACAAAGGUGCCCAGGUGGGUCCCGUAGCUGGAGCCUUCAUGGGGGUCAUCAUGGCUCUGGCCCUGGUCAUCUACGCCUACCGCCACCACGUCCACAACAAUGCUCAGCGCCGGCGGGAGCUAGCCCAGAACGGCUCAGACGCGUCCGUCCGGAUGUCCCAGGGGGAGGGGGAAGGGGAAGGGGAAGAGGAGGCGGGUAACGACAACCAACCCCCUGCGCCAGGAGCGUUUGGACAUGCCAACAUCCUCUUGGCUGCCUUGAACCAGCCCAGUCCCUACCACCAGCGAGCUCGCUAUGGCAUCCGCGUCUGGCGCCACCGUCCGGGGGGUACGCCCAGCGAGAGUGACCACGGCUACAGCACCAUGACCCCCCAUGAAGACUCGGAGUACCAGUACGUGGAGCCUGAGCCUAUCCUAGUCCACGUGGAGCCAGACCGACACGACAUUGAUCCGCCCCCGGGAACCCUGCGGGUCAAGCGGCCCAGGUCCUCAGCCCCGACGGCCACCUUAUUAGACCUGUCGCAGGGGGAGGGCACCCCUCAAGGAGCUGGCAAUCUACCCCCGAGGCUGGAUCCCCCUCCGCAGACGGUCAUCCCAACCCGGAGGUCCCUAGUCAAAGCCCAGGUACACGCCAUGGACACGGUGUGCUAGUCAGAGUCUUGUAGCCUCCUACUCGGCGGCUGCGUGUAUUCAUAAAAUAACCACCAUGCAACUCACCGGUCAUCUUGUAUUCACCUGGUCCCACAGAACGACCCACAACUCAAAUGGCCCAAAGCGACAGCAUGUGCGGCGUAUCAAUUAUGAAGAAGUUGUACCAAUCAGGCUUAUUGACAAGUGGUUGUCAGAUACCAUAAUAAACUCACCGAUAGCCACCAGUGCUUCAAACGUUCGUAGAUCUGUUCUGGCUUGUACACCAUACCAAUCCAAGCAUUUUUGACCAGGCAAGAGUCUGUCCAAAACCUCUGGCCUACACCUGCCCUUGAGUCAUGCUGUCCAUUUCAAAUUUUUGUUCUGCCAAAGAUUUAUUAAUGAAUGAAUGUAAUGACCUUUGACCCGCAUUGGACCAUUGCCAAAGAUUCAUUAAUACUAGAAAAAUGCAAAAUUGGAGGGAACCUUAAUUUUUUUUAAAUUGCAUUGAUACUGUGUAUCUUAAGGGCUUAUUUAUUGCCAAAAAUAUGGACCUUUUUGAGAAUAAACCUAGAACCUUUUCCAUAGCUGCCAUAAAAUAUAACGGGUGAAUUAAUCAUGCAUAUUCAUAUACGUGUAUAUGUUUAUUCAUAGUUUUAAAAACCAAAGCAUAUCCAUAGCAAUGGCCUGUCAGCCAUUCUGUCAAUCAGCAUUUCAUAUCAUAACAAGGCAUCAAAAUUCAACAGAUUUCUAAAAAGUUUUUGUUUGUGUUUUAGACAUUUUAUCUCAGAACUUGCUCAUCAGUUCUUACAUUGGACAUUAUUAUUAAAAGAUGUUUUAAGUUUCUGUUGUAAAUUAUGUACAUAUAAACUGUAGAGAUUUAUAAUUAGCUCAAAAAUUAAUCAUUCUUAGCAUCAUGUGAUCUGAUGAGGAAAAAAAUACCAUCGAAAGCGUUUGUGUGAACAUUGGUGUAUAUAUAUUUGUAUUCAGGAUGUGAUUACAAACAAAAUAAGUGAUUGAAGGCACGAUCUCAGGUAAAAGAAAGUGAACCUAAAUUUAAAUGUAGAAAUUACUUGGAGAGUUUGGUCUCUGUUCUUCUAGGCUGCUGUUAGGCUGGAGUUUUGUUCUAGCGAUGGAGCCGACCAAAUCUGGUCAGUGCUUACUCCAACAACACUUUGUAAUUGCCACACGUUACCGGGGUUGUCUUUUGCUUCACAUCUUGAUCGAUUUCCUCCUUUCCAUAUCCUGUUUUUAAGGUCUGCAUAUUCAAUUACCACAGCAUCUGCAGGUUCACAGGGAUACAGGUGUUGAAUCAACACCUGUAUGACUACAUCACUUGAAGUGGACCGUUGCAGGCUUUGCCAGACCAGUGACCAUAAUUUGGCAUCAAAAACAACAGAAGGUGUCAGAAAGAAAGUGUUGUAUGGCCUAUUGACAAAUGCUGAGGCGAUUGGUCUCGUCUCGAUUGAAAGAUGGAAUUGUCUUCUGUAAACUCACCUGUGGAAAUUUGCUUCUUGCAGUCGAAUGAGCACAUGAAAAAUUUCUAAGUGAAGGUAAAAUAGGACAUGCUAAGGAAAGGUUUCCUUAUUUUUGUACAUGUUUUCAGGUGUAUUGGCUAGGGCUACGACUCUGUCCUAUUACACCACUGUUAUCCAUAGCCUAAACCACUGACACAAAUUUACCAGGUAUUUGAAUAUUUCUAACUGUCCUGAUACAACGAUAUCCAUGCAUCAACCCACUGAAUAAGUCAAGUUCUGCAUCCAGACCAAUAGCAUAUUGUUCAAAUAUUAAAUCAGUAUUUUAUAAUACAAACUUGACAACAUUUUAUGGAACGAUUUUUGUAAUAGGAAGACCGAGUACUUGAGUGGUGUUAUUGUGCCAAAAUGAUGUGUGAUUAAAUGAUGAUUAUACUCAAAUCACUGCCAAAUGCUAGUUGAUUUUUAGAUAGUCCUACCAGCACGAGAGCUGUUGGCUCACUAAAAUUCAGAUUUUUUAAAGAAAAAUGUAAAUAUGUAAAUACACGUAUUAAAAAUGCUUCCCUUUUUAGUGCAUAAAUAAUUGCAGCCAUAGCAGCCUUUUGACUGUAGGAUUGUCACUAAUCACGCCAUGUUAUGCAGAAUAAUUUAGACUUCAGACAAAUUUUCCAUGCUGUGACCAUCUUGUGUACAGAUGAGAUUUUCUCUGUCAGAAUUUGUCAUCAGAUGUUCUCUGAAGUUCUCGGUGUAGUGCCAAGAUGCUAGCCUGUAUAUUGACUAAAAAAAAUGCUAUGGUCCCUAUUGUUGUCUCAGACCACUUGUCCCAUCGCUUAAAAAAAUGCGGCCAGUUAUGCAGGUUGUUCAAUGUGCAGGAAUUUAAAAUUGCACACAUGAAUGGCACAGUGGCUGCAUCCGAAUCUGUUGUCUAGGGCUACGUCUAGAUCUUCGCUCCAUUGGAAAUGUGUGGAAACGCGUAGACAACAGACCUAGCCGUAGCUCUGGAAGCCCAUUUCGGACACGGCCUUAUAAUGGUAAUAGCAUACCAGCAUUUGUUCUUUCACCAUUUAAACUCUGUAAUAAAAUACGACUGGGAACUGGCCUGCCAGUGCCCAACUUGUUAGGCUUCACUGCUUUCUCUUUACUUAGUACACAACCAUUAAUGGAUGCCUUAGUGCUUGCAUCAUUUGUUUCCCUGGGAAUUAUGAAUGUGAAGUCAGGGGACCUGACCAAGAUGGUCGCAGUAUGGAAUAACUGAAAGCGGAAAUACUCUUGGACCAUCUGUUUUUAUAUAUGAAUAAUUUUCCACAGUACCAUUUUUGUAUCAAGUAUUUAUUAUGAUGGGGUAUCCAAGCAGUGUGUAUUACAUCAUGCCAAAGACGCUGGGUGUUUUCGUAUGAAUCAGUACGUACCAUUUUGUAUGUUAUUGUCAUGCUGCAGUAGAAUAUUGUGCCUAUUUAGGUAGCUAUGAACUGUAUGGUCAGUAACUUGUAAACAUCUCUCGGAUAAAAGUGGAGAUGGAAAGAA